GAGAGAGCGCGCGGGAAGCAGGAGGAGAGAGAGAUUGGGAGGAAUCCCAUCCACCGAUCGAGGAGGAAGAAGGGGAGGAGUUGGAUUGGAGGAGACCAAGAUGCGGGGCGGGACGGUGCAGAUCAACUGGCACGACCUGCAGCCGGUGCUCAGCCUCGACUUCCACCCCGCCUCCCGCCGCCUCGCCACCGCCGGCGCCGACCACGACGUCAAGAUCUGGGUCGUAUCGUCGGAUGGGUCGGAGAGCAGGCUCCCCACAGCCUCCUUCCAGAGCGGCCUCGUCCCCAACGGCACCGCCCACAGCUCCGCGGUCAACGUCCUCCGCUUCUCCCCAUCUGGGGAAUAUCUUGCCUCCGGUGCUGAUGGUGGCGGUAUUAUCCUGUGGAAAUUGCACUCUACUGAGGACGGUGAGGCAUGGAAGAUUCACAAGACGUUACUGUUCCAUCACAAGGAUGUUCUUGACCUACAGUGGUCACGUGAUAGCGCAUCCCUUGUUUCUGCGUCAGUUGACAACACUUGCAUAAUCUGGGAUGCUAUUAAAGGUACAGUGCAGCAAAAGUUAGAGGGACAUCUACAUUAUGUUCAGGGUGUGGCAUGGGAUCCUCUGGGCCAGUAUAUAGCUUCACUGAGUUCUGACAGAACCUGUAAGAUAUAUGCAAAUAAGCCUCAAGGCAAAUCAAAGAACGCAGAGAAGAUGAACUUUGUUUCUCAGCAUACACUGGUGAAGAUAGAAUAUCCAAAUCAUGAUGAGUCUAAGCCAACCGUUAAAUCUCAUUUGUUUCAUGAUGAGACACUGCCAUCUUUCUUUCGGAGGUUGGCAUGGUCACCUGAUGGAUCUUUCCUAGUACUGCCAGCAGGUCUUUCUAAACACUCCUCUGAAGUGAUUAAUACUGCUUAUAUAAUGUCAAGGCGUGACCUCUCAAGGCCUGCCAUACAACUUCCUGGGGCAAGUAAAGCUAUAGUAGCAGUGCGAUUCUGCCCUGUUCUAUUCAAACCGCGUGGUUCUAACUCAGAUGGUUUCUCCAAACUUCCUUAUAGAGUUGUUUUUGCUGUCGCUACUUUGAACUCUCUGUAUGUCUAUGAUACUGAAAGUCUUCCUCCAAUUCUAAUACAUGCUGGUCUACACUAUGCUGCCAUUACUGACAUUGCAUGGUCUUCUGAUGCUAAGUACCUGGCACUGUCAUCACGAGAUGGCUACUGCACUAUAAUAGAGUUUGAGAACGAGGAACUGGGACAGACUCACAUCCUCCCAGGGACAGGGGAGCUUGCUGAAGGAAAUGUGACCUGUGAAAACAAGAAGCCGGUGGCAGCAGACAGUAUGGAAGUGGAUGCUUGUGACAACAAAGUCAAGAUGGUAAGCAACCCUGUGGCUGUCGAAGUGACGCCGCCACCAGUGUCGGCCAAGAACAGCGCAUCGAGUAAGCCUACUAAGAAGCGGAUUACUCCUAUCGCAAUUUGACUAAGUAGCUGAAGCAGUUAGGAUCAUGAUGGGUUAUGUAGGGCUACCCUGUAAAGUUGAGUGUGCAGCCGUGUUCACCAUCUGCCCAAGUCCCCAUAAAUUGUCUUCCUGCUCUUGACACAAUGGGAAAUGUGUGGACACAUAGGUUGUGCAUGAGCACACUAUUAUGAAGCAACAUGCAGCCACUAACCGGCAUCUUACACUA
Molecule: messenger RNA, 1664 nt
Organism: Panicum virgatum (switchgrass)
Lineage: Eukaryota; Viridiplantae; Streptophyta; Magnoliopsida; Poales; Poaceae
Product: chromatin assembly factor 1 subunit FAS2 homolog
Exons: 12
Coding region: 101-1459 (452 amino acids)
Biological process (GO): nucleosome assembly; DNA replication-dependent chromatin assembly
Cellular component (GO): CAF-1 complex; nucleus
Molecular function (GO): protein binding
Source: RefSeq, a predicted model, not a curated record